Gilbertella persicaria is the source of this 429-nucleotide messenger RNA. RefSeq lists its product as uncharacterized. The record is from RefSeq and is a predicted model, not a curated record. The annotation marks the transcript as partial. The transcript has 2 exons. Gene Ontology annotation, cellular component: Z disc; nucleus. Lineage: Eukaryota; Fungi; Mucoromycota; Mucoromycetes; Mucorales; Choanephoraceae. Gene Ontology annotation, molecular function: transcription coregulator activity.
AUUAAAGCACUAGGCAAAUACUAUCAUCCUGGACAUAUCAAAUGUUACCAUUGUUAUGAUCCCAUUGAUGAAAGAACAGGAUGGAAAGAACACCAAGGCCGACUCUAUUGUCGAUCUGAUUUUAAAAUGCUUUUCUUGCCUAAAUGUAGAAGUUGCCAUAAGUCUGUGGAAACACAAGCUGUGUCUGCUAUGGAUGGUAAACUUAAAGGAAAAUGGCAUUUAGAAUGCUUUGGUUGUCAUGUAAGUCAACAAACAUGCCAUAGACCAUUUCCUGACAAUACAUUUUAUGUAUAUGAUGAUGCGCCUUAUUGUAAAAGACACUAUCAUGAAUUAAAUGGCUCUCUAUGUCGAAACUGUAAUUCAGAAAUUGAAGGUCAAUGUUUGAUUACAAGUGAAAAUUGGAAAUUCCACCCUCAUUGUUUUGGUUGU